Camellia sinensis is the source of this 968-nucleotide messenger RNA. RefSeq names its product transcription repressor OFP11. Gene Ontology annotation, biological process: negative regulation of DNA-templated transcription. The record is from RefSeq and is a predicted model, not a curated record. Lineage: Eukaryota; Viridiplantae; Streptophyta; Magnoliopsida; Ericales; Theaceae.
CACACACACUCUCUCUCUCUCUCUCUGCAAUUGAAAAUGUCCAACAUCUUUUGGAAACACUUCUACCUCUGCUUCUCAAAAUUCAAAUGCCUCUCCACAACCCUACCACCACCACCUUCACUCUCCUCACAACAAAAUCACAACCAUCCAUCACCACCACCAUCACCCACAUCAACCCUAAUCAAGAACUUCAAUUCUCUCUAUGACCCCACCACCACCUCAUCAGACAACUCCACCACCACCACCUCCUCCUCCCUCUUCUCUUCCGCCUCCGACUCCGACACCGACUCUCCUCCUCCCGACCUCGCCACCAUCUUCGCCUCCCAACGCUUCUUCUUCUCCUCCCCCGGCACCUCCAACUCCAUCAUUCACUCACCGGACCCACCCCGAGAGUCCGUCACGGUGGUCGCCGGAGGUGUAGCCGUUCAGGCCUACUCGCCGGACCCAUAUUCCGAUUUCCGGAGAUCAAUGCAGGAGAUGGUUCAAGCUCAUCAGUUAAUGGAUGUAGAGGCCAAUUGGGACUACCUCCAUGAACUUCUCUUGUGUUACAUCUCACUAAACCCUAAACACACCCACAAGUUCAUCGUCGCAGCUUUCUCCGAUCUUCUCAUUUCGAUUAUGUCGUCGACGGACCACCACCGGAAACCCAAAAGCCGCCAAAGACCUACCCUCUCGCGGCGGUAGUUGUAAAUUUUCUUUCACUUUCUUUUUUGUUUUCUUGGGAAGUGUUUGUGUGCUUUGUCUUUGGUGAGAAAAAUGUUAUAAUCUAUGAAGACGAAAGUAAAAUGUUUUGAAAUUACAAAACAAAGGAAAGCGUGGGAUGUUAAUAUGCCUCGACGGUUGUAAUUUAAUCUAACGUAUUAUGUUAGGUGUAUAAUGUAGUUCUAGUAUUUUGUUUCAUUUUAUUUUAUUAUUUUUGUUGUUGAAUCUUCUUGGGAAAUGCUAAUGUCUCAAUGUUGUGUUGUUAA